Molecule: messenger RNA, 2482 nt
Organism: Daphnia magna
Lineage: Eukaryota; Metazoa; Arthropoda; Branchiopoda; Diplostraca; Daphniidae
Cellular component (GO): nucleus
Molecular function (GO): DNA binding
Source: RefSeq, a predicted model, not a curated record
AGUUUGCUAUUUAGGCCCCUUACAGACCAAAACAAAUCGAGCAUUUUAUACCAAAUAUGAAAGACCACCCCUAGAUGGCUCAUUCAAAAUUUCAAAAGGAUACGACGCCUCAAACAGAAGUUAUAGCAGAAAGAAAAGAAAUUUGGUAAAAAAGUUUUUUUUUGGGCCUCUCACAACUUUUUGUUUGUCUUAUAGUAUAGAACUCUAAAGUGUCAGAACACCUACUGUGAAACAUAGAAUAAGUGUCCAUCUUUCUUUUAAAACAAACGUGACAAGUCUGCCUUGAACAGUUUUUUAGUUAUUGAUUUAUGAAUACGAAAAGCAGCUUGUGGGAUGAGAAAUUAUAUUAGAAAAACCGCUCGUGUUCAGAAUGUUACACGUGAAAAUGUUUCGAAAGCCAUAGAUAUGGUUAGGAAUCACAAUUGGGGAGUUGUUGAUGCUGCUAGAGAGUUUAAAUUGAGUGAAAGGAGUCUUUUUCGAUACUUCAAGGUCUCUGCCAACAAAGAGGUUGAUGUUGACGAAGAUUCACUUCCCUUAACAUGUGGCUAUUCUUCAAGAAAGAUCUUCACUGCAGACCAAGAGAAAGAGCUCGUAGCCUACAUCACCAAGGCAAGUGAUAUCUACUUUGGACUAAGUCCCAUGGAAGUAAGGAAAUUAGCUUUCAGCUUCGCUACUUUUCUUGAUUGUAAAAUGCCCAAGUCAUGGGAAUCUACUUCCGCUGCUGGAAAAGACUGGUUUGGAAGUUUCAUCAAGAGGAACCCAUCUUUAUCUAUAAGGAAACCAGAAGCCACAUCCCUAGCACGAGCCAGCAGCUUCAACCAAUACAAUGUUGACUGCUUUUUUAACAACCUUGACAUUGUAUUGGCUAAAUACAAAUUAACUCCACUGGAAAUUUGGAACGUAGAUGAAACUGGAAUCACAACUGUUCAAGUUCCAGAUAGAAUUGUUGGCAGGCGAGGCAAAAAACAAAUUGGAUCCCUUACAUCGCAGGAACGAGGCACAUUAGUAACUCUAUGCAUGGCCGUCAGUGCUGUUGGGAAUAGUGUUCCGCCAUUCUUCGUUUUUCCAAGAGUGCAUAUGAAGGAUGAUUUUCUGGUGAAUGCCUCAUUAGGGUCCUGCGGCUCAGCAAACAAGUCCGGUUGGAUGACUGAAAAGGAUUUUGUGUUGUACUUACAACACUUCGUAAAACAUGCUCGUCCAUCUCUAGAAAAGCCGGUUUUACUUUUGCUGGACAACCAUGGGUCCCAUUUGCCUGUGGAAGGACUAAAUUACGCCAAGGCGAAUGGCAUUAUAAUGCUUUCCUUCCCCCCGCACACUUCUCAUAGACUUCAACCAUUGGAUUUAUCAGUUUAUGGGCCACUGAAACAUUAUGUCAACGGAGCUAUAGGGGCCUGGCUCAAGAAUCAUCCGGGCCAAACAAUGACAUUCCGUCAUAUUCCUGGAAUUGUAAAGGAGGCUCUGCCAAGUGCAAUCACACCACGAAACAUUAUGGCUGGAUUCGAAAAAGCAGGUGUGGCCCCUUACAACCGAAAUAUCUUCACUGAAGAUGACUUUGCUCCGUCAAUGGUGACAGAUCGACCAAACCAAAACCAGACAAACGAAGUUGAAGAUGCGACUUCUACUGCGAUUGAAACGGCAACAACAACAAACGAAGUUGAAGAUGUGCCUCCUACUGAGAUUGAAUUUAUCAAUUUGACCGCAAUUAAAGAGAUACCAGAAGCUGAAUUAAUAAAUGCCGUUCUGGUUCAGCCAGGAUCAUCAUCUCCUUCUACAUCAUCAUCAUCAUCUAUAUCAUCACAAGCAACAGCGGACGGAUCAGUGUUGGAGAAUUUAAGACCUCUUCCCAAAGCUGGGCCUAGAAAGACGGCUGCCCGCAUUUCUAGACAACGAAAGACGGUGAUUCUGACAAGCACUCCUGUUAAAGAUAUGAUAGAAAAAGAGAAGGAAAAGACUGCAGAGAGGGCUACCAAAAAGCUGUUUGCUCAACAAAGAAAAGCUACCAAAAAAACUGCACCGUUGAAAGCAAAAGGGAAAACACCGAAAAAACGGACUAAGACUACCCCUACUGGGCCUAACGUGGACGAAAAAGAGUGUUAUUGUUUAGUUUGCCAAGAGCCUUAUUCAAAAAGCAUUUCGGCUUGGGUUCAAUGCAAAAAGUGCGGUGAAUGGGCUCAUGAGGAUUGCGUAGACGACAUGUCUAUCAAAGAAGAGUUGUAUUGGUGCGAUGACUGUAUUUAAAAAGUAUAGAUCAAUCAUCGAUUAAGGCCAGUUCAACAACAGUGAAAUCGUCUGCGGUGUAGCUAUUACACGAUCCAUCCAAACAAAGAAUCGUCUGCUGCCAACUUACCCCACCCCGUUCGGCAACUUACCCCGUAGGUGGGGCAGGUUGGCAGGAAUUUUUUUUUUGCUGUUUUUCUUAUUUUCUGAAUUUUGUGUCAAUGUAUUUCAAAAAGCAAGACGAUCAAUACAAGGAGAAUUGAAA